Messenger RNA from Gaeumannomyces tritici R3-111a-1, 533 nucleotides. RefSeq lists its product as hypothetical. NCBI's taxonomy places the organism in Eukaryota, Fungi, Ascomycota, Sordariomycetes, Magnaporthales, Magnaporthaceae. The transcript is spliced from 3 exons. The record is from RefSeq and is a predicted model, not a curated record. Gene Ontology annotation, biological process: proton motive force-driven ATP synthesis. The coding region runs from base 114 to 329 and encodes 71 amino acids.
AACGUUUUCGUGCCAGCAUCUUUCGAACGCAAGAUCCCCGGCCAAAAUCAUCCACCUCGCCAAACGCCGACCAAUUCUUCGCCAGCAGCUCCGAUCCCCGGUCAGAAUUGAAGAUGGUCGCCUACUACUCGAUCUUCGGCCGCCAGGUCGGCUCCCACCACCUGGCUAUUGGUGUCCUGGGUGCCAUGUUCGGCGGCUCCUUCCUGGCCCUGAGCGGCGGCAGCAAGAAGGCUGGCGUCCAGACUCCCCCGAUAAACGCAUCCUCGCCCGACGAGGCUGAUUUCAUCAAGAAGUUCCUUGAGAGCGAGGAGAAGGCAUCGAAACACUAGAGAAGAGAAAAGAAAAAAGGACAAUGGCCGCGAGAGCAAUGCUAGAGCAGCGUGGGGCAUUAUAGCCAGCCUGGCUUGUGUACAUUGAUAGGUAAAGCGGUUAUCUGGUCAAGAUGUGCCACUCCUCUUUGCCGUAAAUCCACCGAGUUCACUAUCAUGAGCCCCUAUUGACAGAAAUGCAUACUAUCUCCGAAUUUGACAUCG